Molecule: messenger RNA, 2904 nt
Organism: Plasmodium inui San Antonio 1
Lineage: Eukaryota; Apicomplexa; Aconoidasida; Haemosporida; Plasmodiidae
Exons: 3
Coding region: 1-2904 (967 amino acids)
Biological process (GO): RNA 3'-end processing
Cellular component (GO): nucleolus; TRAMP complex
Molecular function (GO): poly(A) RNA polymerase activity; mRNA binding
Source: RefSeq, a predicted model, not a curated record
AUGACCAAGGGAAAUCGAAUCGACAGAGAGGUGAUGGGAGGAAAGGCGAAAUUCAGCAAGAAGAGAAAAUUCGCGAACAAAAUGGACGCUCUUAAGGGGAAGCUGUACUGUGCGCUGGGCGAGCGCCUCAGCGGUGACGAGGGGGGGAAGAGGCACCCCUGGUGGGAGAUGGGGCAGAUGGGGAAGAAGAGGCAGAUGGGGAAGAAGAUGCAGAUGGGGCAGAAGAUGCAGAUGGGGCAGAAGAUGCAGAUGGGGCAGAAGAUGCAGAUGGGGCAGAAGAAGCAGAUGGGGCAGAUGCUGCAGAUGGGGCAGAAGAAGCAGAUGGGGAAGAAGCAGCAGAAGAGGGAGAAGCGUGUCCACAACGAACAGAAUGAAGAACAGCUCUGCAGAAGUGAUUCGUAUAGAAGCGCCCCUCGCAGAGGUAAUCCCCAGCGUGGCGGGACCAAGCCCGAUCGGUACAAUGUCCCGUCUAGGCAACAACACAAAGUCAAGCGAAUAUACGGGGUGGGCAUAGGGAAGAGAAGAAGAAGCCCCCAGGAUACGCAACUGAGACGGGUACAAGGAGAGCAUGAAAAGAGCAUAAGCGAUUUCAUGCAAAAGAAUGGAAGUCUCCAUUUCAAUAACUACCUGGAUGAUUUGAAGAGGAUCUACUUCUGUACAGGACGGACAGCGGACACCACCAUCAUUAGGACCAGCGGUAUGGUCGCCAUCGUCACGAACGUCGUCAUCAUCACGAACAUCGUCAUUACCAUCGCGAACAUCGUCACCGACAUCAUUACCAACCACGUCAUCGUCAUUAGGCAAUACCUGCUGAGCUCCACCAUUGAACUCUUCUACACCCUCGGCAAGGAGGUCAUCCAUUUUACCCACCUGAUGAAGCCCAGAAGGCACGAAAUAGCCAUGAGAGAAAAACUCGUCAAACAGGUGGAAAUUUUCCUAAAGGCAACAUACUCAGAAGUGUAUGUCCUCAUUUUCGGAUCAUGCAACACCGAUCUAGAUCUGUACAACUCAGACAUAGACAUCUGCAUCUACAACAGUGUCGACGAUGACAGGAAGAAUGUCAAAAAAUUAUACAGCGAAAUGAAAAGGAACAAACUUUUUCAACAUGCUAGCAUCAAACAGAUCAUAAACGCCAAAGUGCCAAUAAUUAAAUGUUUCUUUACCGAAAUGCAGAUUUCCAUCGAUUUCUCCUUCAAUCAAGUCAGUGCCAUCGUCAGUACUGUAGAGACUCAGAGCGUUUUAAAAGAGAACCCCCUAAUCAAAUAUGUUGUCAUUUUUUUUAAGAUCCUUUUAUCGGAACAUGACUUGAAUGAUGCAUUUCAAGGAGGCAUUAGCUCCUUCAAACUUUUCCUUAUCAUGGUUAACUUCGUUCAGGAACACUGCUUCGUUUUCUCUGGAAAGAAUAUUUAUCUCUACAUCGGAGAAGUGGUGCACAAGUUUGUUUCCUAUUUGUCCUUGUUUAGGGACAAGUCCGAGGACAGCAUGGCUUCCUUCUUCUCCGCGAUAGGGAAUUACGAUCCGUUCGGUGAAGCGUCGAAUCGAGGUGCGCAGUCUGCCGGUGACACGGCUUACUCAGCUGGCCACGCCGCUUAUCCAGAUGGUCACGCGCCCUACCCUGCUGGUCAUGCCGCCUACCCUUCUAGUGACUGCGCUACCCCCCUGCAGCCGACGCCCCAACUUGUUAAGAGAAAAAAUACGAAAGCUAUUAAGAAGCUCUUUAGUCAUAUAUUUUGUAAAUUAGCCGUGACGAACCGGAGCCUCAACAAGAAGAAGGGACAUCUCUCAUUUGAAAGAUUAUUUCAAGUCAGGCAAUGCAUGAAGGAUGUCCUGUAUUCCUUAGCAGAUAUGCUCAUAUACCUUGUGAGGAAAAAAACCAAGAACAUCUCUCCAGAGUACGACGCGGCCAUCUUUGCCGAUGCUCUCUCCAUCGUCGCCUUCUUCCACUUCCUGCGAGAGGAACGACUCGACCAAUUUCUGCGCGACUGCUAUGGGUUUUUCCACCAGAGUGUGGUGUGCCUCGCGAGGAAGCCGCCACCCGCCCAGGUCCCCCCAAGUGAAGAUCUCCUCAUCGAAGUUUGUGAAGAGCCAAAUGGGGAAGUCACACAGGAGAAGUACCUCCCACCCGAAGGCACACUCGACGAGGUAAACGCAUCGAAGGACCAUUUGGGAGACCCCCACGCGGGUAAACGGAAUAAGAGCACUCAUUGGAAUGGCCCUCAUCAGCAUCGGCACAACAAUAUAGAUAGUAAAUCUGGAGACAAAACGGGUAGUGGAUCUGGAGACAAAACGGGUAGUGAACCUGGAGACAAAACGGGUAGUGGAUCUGGAGACAAAACGGGUAGUGGAUCUGGAGACAAAACGGGUAGUGGAUCUGGAGACAAAACGGGUAGUGAAUCUGGAGACAAUACAGGUAAUGCACCCGGAGACAAGAAAGGUAGUACACCUGGAGACAAAGCAGAUAGUGCACCUGACCACCCAGUCAACCGCGCGAAGGGAAUGCCCCCCCUGAGGAGCUACUUCCAAUAUGACACUUUCGAUGAGGUCCAAGCCAACGUCAACCGGCUAUACUUCUCCAUGGGGCACAAAACAAAUAAUCAAAAUCAGCUCGUAAGGAAAGUCUGCUCCAAGCUGGUAAUCAUGAAUUCUCUGCUGGACUUAAAUAAGGCUUUGUCCAACAGGUUUCAUUACCAUCAAAUAUUUUUGCCUCCCCCAGUGGAGAGGAAGCGCAAGGGGUCCCCCCCUUCGCCGGAGGAGGGUCACCCGCAGGACCAAGGGGAAAUGGCUGCACUCAAAAUGCAGAUGCUGGCCAGGUUGGUCAGGUUUAAAAACUACGACCCAAGUGCGGUCAUGGGGCUGGAAAUCAAGAGCGAGUUUUUUGUUAACAGCGCGUAUACGGUGAUCUGA